This is a messenger RNA of Phacochoerus africanus (Common warthog), 979 nucleotides long. RefSeq names its product olfactory receptor 1J4-like. The record is from RefSeq and is a predicted model, not a curated record. Gene Ontology annotation, biological process: G protein-coupled receptor signaling pathway. The transcript has a single exon. Gene Ontology annotation, molecular function: G protein-coupled receptor activity; olfactory receptor activity. Gene Ontology annotation, cellular component: membrane. Lineage: Eukaryota; Metazoa; Chordata; Mammalia; Artiodactyla; Suidae. The coding region runs from base 9 to 950 and encodes 313 amino acids.
AGAGGAGCAUGAGGAUGGAGAACCAGAGCAGCGUGUCCAAGUUCUUCCUCCUGGGGCUGCCCAUCCCACCAGAGCAGCAGGGUGUGUUCUUUGCCCUGUUCUUGGGCAUGUACCUGACCACAGUGCUGGGGAACCUGCUCAUCAUCCUGCUCAUCAGGCUGGACCCGCACCUUCACACCCCCAUGUACUUCUUCCUUAGCCACUUGGCCCUCACCGACAUCUCCUUUUCCUCUGUCACUGUCCCUAAGAUGCUGAUGAACAUGCAGACUCAGGAUAAAUCCAUUCCCUAUGCAGGGUGUGUAGCACAGAUGUAUUUUUUCAUAUUUUUUGCAUGUCUGGAUGAUUUCCUGCUCACCUCAAUGGCCUAUGACAGGUAUGUGGCCAUCUGUCACCCUCUCCACUAUACCACUAUUAUGAGAGGCGGACUGUGUACCUUACUAGUAACUGUAUCCUGGAUUCUCUCCUGUGCAGUUGCCCUUUGUCACACCCUCCUCUUGACCCAGCUGUCCUUUUGUGCUCACAACAUCAUCCCCCAUUUCUUCUGUGACCUCGGUGCACUGCUGAAGCUCUCCUGCUCAGACACCUCCGUCAAUGAGCUGGUCAUUUUCACAGUAGGACUGGCAGCCAUUAACCUCCCCCUUGUAUGUAUCUUGGUCUCUUAUGGCUGCAUUGGAGCCACCAUCCUCAAGGUUCCAUCCACCAAGGACAUCUGGAAAUCCUUAUCCACGUGUGGAUCCCACCUCUCUGUGGUUUCUCUCUAUUAUGGAACAAUUAUCGGGCUGUAUUUUGUCCCCUCAUCUAGCACCUCCAGUGACAAGUACAUAGUUGCCUCUGUGAUGUACACAGUGGUCACCCCACUUCUGAACCCCUUCAUUUACAGCCUGAGGAACAGAGACAUGAAGGGGGCCCUGGGAAAACUCUUCCACAAGGCAGCAGUCUUGUCUCAAUGAUGUUUGCUCAUCUAUAUAACAGACACAUG